Zasmidium cellare ATCC 36951 is the source of this 1200-nucleotide messenger RNA. RefSeq lists its product as uncharacterized. The transcript has a single exon. The record is from RefSeq and is a predicted model, not a curated record. NCBI's taxonomy places the organism in Eukaryota, Fungi, Ascomycota, Dothideomycetes, Mycosphaerellales, Mycosphaerellaceae. The coding region runs from base 1 to 1200 and encodes 399 amino acids.
AUGUCGAAACGCUCCUUCAUAACGAACAUCACCCCGCUGCCGGCCAGCAUCUCGCGAGACGCCGCUGUCGCCCAUCUCCACGAUCACCAUGCCAUGAUCCAGCUGAACCCGCUGGUGCUGAGACACGAGAUUACCGAUCCUCCUCCUAAUGCAGCACCCGACGAGGCCCGCGAUGCGAUCUGGUAUGAGAUCACGGAUCGUAUCAAUUAUCUCCCUGGAGGAGCGGUAAAAGGCGAGGUGGUGUACAAGGCGUGUUUCUACAACCUGCCCCGCGGGUUACAGACGCAUGUCUUUGCACCCGGUGGUGUGGAUAUCAAGAGCAAAUGGAGCGUAGGCGGGUCGAUGCCUGGUGAACCGAGAGAGCCGGCGGAGCUGGGGGUCGAUGCUCCAAGAGAUGGACUGUAUAUCAAAGAAGAGGUGGAUCUACGAUGUAAUGUGUUUAUGAGCAAUUUUGUGAAGCGUAAUCUGAAGAAGUCGCAUCUGGUUGUUGCGGAUAAGAUUGUGGAGAGGGCCGAGCAGAUACAGGGAAACAUGAAUGGGCAUAAGCAAUCGCUAUAUGAACGCCCUACGUCGCGGACUAUCGAGCGGGACAUCGGAUUCAGUCAAGAACUGGCACGUACAGCUUCCUCGGGCUCGAGUGCCGGUCCUUCACAACCAAACAUCCACUACUCGUACCCACCACAUUGCGCCUGCGAGGGAACCAUGCACAACCCGAGCUGCUCGUUCUUCCACCCGGACGAUGUCACCCAGGUCGAUGUGUUUUCUCGGAUCCACCAGAAUAAGUCGAAACCUUACUAUGCCAUCUCCUUGCCGUCCAACUCUUCUUACUCCCAACAGUCGUCCACCGAAGCGUCUCCUGAUGUCGAUGAUCGCUAUCCUCGUGAGCUCGUGGGCUCGCCGGCGCGGGAUAGGUGUCUUUGUACAGGAGGACUACACGAGGAAGGCUGUCCUGCGUAUCCUGGCUUGAGAACGCCGCACUUCCCUUCGCCCUUGACAAUGCCGACUAGUCCCGCGACUUCGAUUCAGCAAUCUCCUGCGGCCUUCUGUGGCUUUCCCUCUUUGGCGGGUGCUGCUGUGAGCGAGCAUUUGAGAUUACGAAGGCCGAGCGAUGUUGCUGAGCUGGCGGCUGCUCAUUCUCGAUCGGCAGAAGAGUCGCCGAUGGAUGGAGACAUGAUGCCUGCACCACUUCGUUCGUCAUAG